AUGGAUCAUUCUAUUUAUACAUUAUUUGCUAGUGUAUUUCAUAGUUUAGUCAUUAGACAAACCAUAUUUCAACAUAUAUAUGGGUUGAAUAGAGAUCUCUCAUUGUUGAAAUAUAGAUCAACUAGUCAACACUUGACCAACAACAACAAAAGAAUAGCACCACACCACAAGAAACAACAACAACAACAAUUCUAUCGAUGGCAACAACACAUUAAAGAUAAUGUAUACCUUUUAAUUAGAUUCGGAUUUAAAUCAUACUUGGUUCAAUACAUUGAAUGUUUGGAAUCAAAAUAUGAACCAUUUCAGUGGAGAUCAACCGAUGCAAACAGAGGAGGAGGAGAACAAAGAGAAAGGUUCAUACCAAACUUGGAAUGGUUUAUAAAUGAAGCAUGUAUUGGAAGGAGAUUAGAGAUUGUAGAGUAUUUCUACAAUAGAUACAACAAGAAUCAACCAGAGGUGAUUUAUUAUAUAUACAAGGCAUCACUCAUACAUGGACCUUUUAUAAUAUUUAAAUAUAUCUAUAAUCUUCAUCCAAACAACACCUACAUAAGAACAAUCAGUGAUAAAUAUAGUAUCAUUGAUCAAGACAUUUAUUUAUUUUGUUUUAAUAUUUAUAAACAUCAACAACAAAUAGAUCAUCAACCAACAAACAAUAAUAUUAAUAAUAAUAAUAAUCAAAUAAUAGAUUUAAAUAAUAAUCAAAUAAUUUAUGAAUAUAGAUCAUUUGAUAUAGUAUUUUAUAUUUGUGAUCAUAUUUUAAAUCAUAAAUGGGAUGGAAAAAGUUUAAAAAAGUUAUUAUUGGGAUAUUUAAAGUUUAAUAUUGAAAAGAUAACUUGUCAAGAGUAUCAGUCUAUUUUGAAAAAGAUUGACUCUUUGAAUGGUGAUAUUGUAGAUCUAAUCGUUGUAGAUAUUAACAUCUUGGCACUGCAAGAUGGUCGUGGUGACAUUUUAGAAUUCAACUUUAAGAGAUGUCCAAAUACUCUUAAACACUAUCUUGCAUCACACCUCUUUUCAAAAUACUUUUAUGACAUCAAGUCUCCACUGGCCUACCAAGAACUACAAGUGUUAAAGGUUAUUUUGGUUGAUUUGGAGGAGAGACUGGCCAACUAUUAUCACCGAAAGAUAAUGCCAUCAACACUUAGGAUAGACUCUUACCAACAUGCAGACAAUCUACUCUACCUAGUCGAUCAAAUAACACUGCUCUUGCAAAAAUACCAAAAUGAACCAGACAUUAUCAAAGUGGUACCACAAUUAGAGUUUCAACCUUCUCUUUUAAACCUAGCCUUUCAAAAGAAGGACCAAAAGGUUGUAGAAUUGUUAAUCUCUCAAAUAUUUGACAGAGACACUAUUAAAAGUCAGGUUGUGUAUCCAACCGACAUUCAUAGUAUUCUUUAUGCCGAAUCGUUGGGUGCUACUCUUGCAUACAACCUCAUAUUGACCAACAUGUUUAGACAAAAUAAUGUAGACAUGGUAAAAUGGUUAUUGGAGAAUAGAUGUCCACCUAAAAACCCAUUGGAUGCUAAAGUCAUGUUACAUGGUGCAGUCUGUCUCUCAAAUGACCCUUCUCUAAUAUCUUAUGUCUAUUGGCAAUUAUAUAAUCGUCUCUCAGCGAGUGUUGAUAAAACAACAACAACAACAUCAGACGAACAACAAGAUUUAAAAAAGGCAAUUAUAUCAAGAGACAUUAUAGUACAGUCGAUGAAACUUUAUGAUUCUCACUUGGUGGUCAAAUUCUUUUUAGAACAAUUGGAUGAGACUAGUCAAUCGUCCAUUUUAACCAAAAUAGAAUUUCAUCCCAUCAAAUCUCCAGAUACCAUCAAAUACCUUAUCGAUUUGUAUCUAAAGUUGGAAAAGAAACAACCAAACCAAGUAGAUUUUAGAAAGAUCAAUUAUGCAAACUCUAGUUUUGGAUUGAUCAAAGUAUAUGACCCCAAACAUAGACAAGUAUUUGAAUACUUUGAUACAAUCAACUUUUCACCAUUGACUCUAGAGUCUUGUUUAGCAUUUUCUGCACCACCAUCCACACCAGAUGAUUAUAUCAACUUGUUGGAUUUAAUUAUUAAAUUGUCAAACAAUCAUUCCAACAACCAAAUACCAAGACUACUCGAUUAUGCAACCAAAAUCAAUAGUAUCGAUCUAAUAAGAUUUACACUAUUCAAUUUUAAAAAUAAUAAUAAUCUUAAAUGUCCAACAUCAUCUUUAGGUGGUAUUGAUAUUAUUGAUUUCUUAAAUUAA
Molecule: messenger RNA, 2235 nt
Organism: Cavenderia fasciculata
Lineage: Eukaryota; Evosea; Eumycetozoa; Acytosteliales; Cavenderiaceae
Exons: 1
Coding region: 1-2235 (744 amino acids)
Source: RefSeq, a predicted model, not a curated record